GGUAUUAUUUUAAGCAUCAUUAUUUUUCAAAGAAUGUACUACCCGCUUUUGUAAAUUUCGGUUAGCGUUUCAGAAAACAGACGCAUCACAGUCAUCAAGUCAGGAAUGGUCCGUGGGCGACGGCUGGAAUUUCGUUUUGGAAACUGAUGUAAUUCGCAAAAGAUGGACUAAGUGUUGUUCAUAGAUAUAAAAAACUAUUUGAUAUGCACUGAAAAAGUUAACAUAUUCGCUCCUGAAAGUGAAAGAUUAUUGACUGUUGCACAAGCAGAAGUUUGCCGAGAUUAAAUCAUCAACGUUUCCAAGAUGACUUCUCAACAGAUAACAACCAAUGUAGUUCGUAGGACUAAAUUGCAUUCCAGAAAAGGAUUCCUCCUGCGAGUGACUGAUGAUUUGGUCGAGGGAAGUCAAGAUUAUGAUAAUGAUGUUUACAGUGAGUGGAAUUCUUUACGUUAAAUCUAGACAUAGUCUUGAGGCAAACACCUAUUGCAAUCUUCCACCAUUGAUUCAAUCUUCAAUGAAGCUGGAAAGCUAGUUGAGCCGGUAAAAGUUAGGUUAGUUGUCAAGGACGAUUCUCAUUGAAGUGAUCUUGUUAUGGCAGUUUGGCGUUGCCAGCUUAUGUUUUAGGGUAACUUCACGUAACAGAUUGAGACCUCGUCAGUUCUUCGUCAAAUGUCCAUAAGGCCAACCUGAUAAGCUUUUCACACAGCCCUAAUGAUUGGGCUCAAUUGCCAGCGCAACUCGGAACGUAUUUGUCCUACCAUUGUUACAUAAGAUGUGAAGAGUGGGUCGUUUGAGAGUAUUUAGUGGUAGCUACAAGUUAAAAUGGGGCGAGAAAUCAUUUUAAUUAGGGACUGACCAUCGUUUAUAACUUGGCAAGGGGGGGGGGAAGGGAAGAGGUCGAAAGAUUUUCCUGAUUUAACCCCCCCCCCGUGUAGUAUUCUGAUAAACCUCCACCCCCUCGCUGGCAGUCAAUUUUCUAUAUCCUUUAACCCCCCCUGAUAAAUAUGACCAAUCCCUUAUCGCUGAGAGUUCAAAGUUAAGUUCAAGUGAACAUCAACAUUUCCAUCAAAAGUAAAAUCUGUUCAUUUACUUUGAUAGAGUCAGAAACCCUUAGAUUGGCUCCUGUUAGAGCUUGAAAAAAGCCUGAAAACGAACUUAGAGAAAACUUAGACUAUUCAUGCUAUACGCUACUAAUUUUUUCCUCAGAACUUUCAAGUUUUAACAUGUUAGGUUAUUGAUUGAGUAGGUAGUAAAUGGAAAGUAUAAAAGCAUAACUAUCGACUUCACAGCUAACCUUACGCGUCAUGGGUGACAACUGAAAGCAAAGAGUUUUGUUUUCCUGUUCAAGACAUGAAGACUUUCUUUGAUAUCGCGCUCAUAACGUACAGCGUGUUAGGUGAAAGGUUGGGAAGUCUGUCGGGAAAAAAUGGAACAUACUUACCAAUUUAGAAAUAUUGAUUUCCUUUCGUAUGCAAUCGUUUUCCUAAAACUUUGAGAAAGAGAAAGGGGGAAAAGAUAAAACGCCCUAGGGGGUGAAGGUGGGGAGUAAAUCGUCACUUAAUGGAGCCGCGAUUAAAUAAAAUGAUAAUAAUCGGUAAAUUGUUGUGGUUCCAUUUUUCCAUUUCAUACAUAAGUUACAGACAAAACUCUAUUAAAUAAAGCUUUUGUUUAUCUACUCUACAGCUACCCUUCAAAUGGCUUCUGUUGCUCCUGGGGAAGUCGUGAUUCGUGGAGAGAUAUCCAAUAAGUAUAUUGGAAUGGACAAUAACGGAAACAUCGUAACGUAUGUAAGUAGAAAUUUCAUGUAAUUUUAAUGAUGAAUGUGCGAAAGAGUAUUCACUUACUGUCUCACUUCCUCGUAAGCCAUCUGGAAGCUGCAAGAAAGGAGUCAAGCUAACUGAAAGGCUAAAUUCUCCAUUUGAGCCGGAAUCAUUCUCUAAUUAAAAACUUCUAGACUCCAAUUAUAUAGUCUCUUCAACAUAGUGUCGCAUGUACCUUGUUCACUGCUUCAAUGUUUUGUUGGAGAACGAAUAACAACCCGUGGAAUGUUCAUCAUUGUAAACGAGGACUUUAAAUUUUUAUCCUACCGGCAUCCAGAAUCGUGAAUGAUCCAAAUGAAACUCAAAUAUAGGACUAUCACGGAAAUAAUUAUAAAGCCAACAAGGUGGAUCCAGUCUCUUAGCUUCAUUCUCCUUCAUUAAGUAAAAAAAAAAAAAAAAGGGGGGGGGAAAGAGAGUUAAAAAACCCUUUGAGCUUAGGAGUCUUUUUUUUUUUUGGAACGGGGGGCAGGAAGGGAACAGGAAAAGGCGCCUACCCUUCGCUGAUCACUGAUAGUAGCUCGAAAAGGAAUUUAACAGUUUUCCGAAAUUAUAAACAAACGAACAAAAACGAAUAAGUGCUAUAAUGGCCUGGGAAAUCAAGUUUGGACUUUUCGAUAACCUUGUCGGAAAAGAGUGAAUUUUUGGCAUGGGUUUUCCAGUGUCCUAUUGGGAAGUCUGGGGUGAAUAAGCAGUUAAUCGAUCUAACUCACCUGAAAUUAAAAUGAUUGAUUACUCGGACAUUUGCAACAGUCUAAAAAUUAUAUAUUUAGUUAGCUUGAAGGGCGGGUCAAGGUAAACUAUGACAAUUUUGCAAAUAAUGAUUCAUCACAUUGCAUUUUCUCAUCAACGAGAUAAUUUUUUUGUUUCUAACGCAAAUGUCGAAUUAACAUCUUCUCGGCCAAUGUACACGCUGAUAACUUUGCAUGUAUCUUGUGACGAAAGAAAAACGAAAAUAUCCCACUUUAUUAUUUAAUUUAUUUUUGAACAGAAUUCCUUGCUGGAGGACUGCAUAUUCAAAGAACAUCAGCACACGAAUGGAUACAGCUCUUUUGAGUCCAAACCCCACUCUGGAUGGUUCCUAGCGCUGACAAAUGAUGGCAAAGCAAAACCUGGACCCAAAUCUGCACGCGGCCAUAGAGCCGUGGAAUUUUUACCAAGCAGUGUUUAAUAAAUCAGCAUCAAUUUCAUCAAUUUCUGUUCUUUGUCACAAUGUUCCAAAAUAAUUAUUGGCUGG
Messenger RNA from Pocillopora meandrina, 3054 nucleotides. The record is from the annotation of a GenBank genome assembly. Lineage: Eukaryota; Metazoa; Cnidaria; Anthozoa; Scleractinia; Pocilloporidae.